Penicillium macrosclerotiorum is the source of this 1380-nucleotide messenger RNA. Its product is annotated as amine oxidase, flavin-containing superfamily. NCBI's taxonomy places the organism in Eukaryota, Fungi, Ascomycota, Eurotiomycetes, Eurotiales, Aspergillaceae. Bases 1 to 1380 code for a protein of 459 amino acids. The transcript has 4 exons. The record is from RefSeq and is a predicted model, not a curated record.
AUGAAGAUUGAAGUGAUAUUUUCAGUGUGUGCGGCUGCGAUUGUGCUCGCGAAGGAUCAAUUCGAUCCAUCAAGCUAUGCUCAUGGCGAUGUGCUUAGUCGGGACAUUGCCAUCAUUGGUGGUGGCUCCAGUGGCAUUUACAGCGCGAUGAAUUUGAAGGCAGAGGGAAAGAGUGUCGUUGUGGUCGAAAAGGACGAGGAACUUGGGGGCCACACUCGUACCUGGGUUGAUCCUAACACCGGGGUCAUUGUCAACUGGGGGCUACAAGCGUACUACAAUAACUCGGCUGCAAUUGAUUACUUUUCUUUGUUGGGCAUUGACGUUGGCCAGCUUUCAUUCUCGCCGUUAAAUGUCGUGUACUCGGAUCUCCAGACCGGGACACCUGUAAACGUGCAAACCAGCGGAAACUAUGACGGGUACGAGGAACAACUAAGCAAAUAUCCCUACCUCUCCUAUGGCUGGGACCUCCCUAGCCCAGUACCCUCAGAUUUACUCCUGUCAUUCGAUGAUUUCAUUCAGAAAUACGACAUUGCAGAUGAGGUAUACAACAUAUUCUCUGCUGGUAGAGGGUUCACGAACAUCCUGAACCAACUGACCAUCAAUGUGAUGAAAAUGGUAGAUUACUCGUAUUUCAAUUCUAUGGCAGGUGCAGCCAUUGGCCCGGUCAGCGGCAAAAAUGAUGAAAUUUAUUCUGUGGCCCUCCGCAGAUUAGGCUCAGAUGCCUUGCUCUCCUCAAGUGUAACCGCUGCUGAACGUCCUGAUAACCCAAACAAGCGAGUCCACUUGGUUGUGAAGACGCCUUUGGGGAACAAGCUCAUACAGGCCAAGAAGCUUUUAAUCACCGCACCUCCACUAGUUGAUAACUUGAAACCAUUUAGCCUCGACACCAAGGAAACUGGACUAUUCUCCAAGUGGACCUACUCGAACUACUUCAUUAUGCUUCUUAAAAACACCGGUCUGCCAGCCGGAUAUGAGUAUUUGAACGCCAAUGCUUCAUCUAGCACAUUUAAUACUCCUCAAUUACCCGCUCCAUAUCUGAUCACUGCGACCAAGGACCCCAACAUUUUUUACUCUUGGUAUGCCAGUCCAUAUGAUAUGACCCAGGCUGAAGUCGAGGCCGAUGUUACCAAUAUCAUUAGACGACUGCGGAAGACAACCAACUCGACCGUCACUACAGCCCCUGAGAUCUUCAAAUUUCAUAGCCACACCCCAUUCAAGCUGGUUGCAGACGCUGAUGCCAUCACUGGAGGAUUCUAUGAGAAGUUGAAGCAACUUCAAGGACACCGCAACACUUGGUAUACUGGGGCUGCUUUCAUAUCUCAUGAUUCCUCUGUGCUGUGGAACUACACCCGGUACGAGGUGCUUCCCUUACUUUCCUAA